Messenger RNA from Chlamydomonas reinhardtii, 3837 nucleotides. RefSeq lists its product as uncharacterized. The transcript has 2 exons. The coding region runs from base 755 to 934 and encodes 59 amino acids. The record is from RefSeq and is a predicted model, not a curated record. NCBI's taxonomy places the organism in Eukaryota, Viridiplantae, Chlorophyta, Chlorophyceae, Chlamydomonadales, Chlamydomonadaceae.
GUAAACGAGCUCUCUCUGAGGGAGAGGAUUUCCCAUGGCUACAGCUUCCCCGCGAACACGACGCUAUCGUCGCAUCGCUGCUCUCAGAAAGGCAUACUUGAUGCCAGUAUCCUGCAAACAACGUGCUACACAGCCAGCAAGCGUGCUGGCGCCGGGCCCCUCGGCAUGUCGCAAAUGAGACCCUCACAAAGCCCAGCUGCUGCAAAGCACCCGCACACUGAGGGGCUUAUAAGCUCCGAGCACAUACCAGUUGCCUCAGAGCCGCUCGCCAACAGUACCGCAGAGCGCUCUCGCCUCCUCUUGGCCCAAAGCCCGCACGCGAACGCGACCGAAUUGCUAAGUGAUGUCCCCAUAACCAUGUGCCACACCGGCGCAAAUGCAUAUCGCCAGGAACAGAAGGGGAAUACUCAAAGUGCCUGCGUCAAAGAAACACUAUGGUGCCCGAGCUUCACACCGAACUUAUUCUGCCACCAGGGAUGCUAUCUAGUAUUAAAUGUCCACAGCACGAAAUCUGCAACCAGCACCGACACGCAAUGGGGGACAUGCAAGGAGGGCGCACCGAACUUAAGCGCAGACCUACCGCCUAGAGCCCGCUUUAGGCCCCACACAACAAUGAUACAUGAAAUAUAUCGUUCCUUCAUUCUAAAGAAACUAAAGCAAUUAAUCGGGACAGAAGCCACCGACAGACUAGGCCUUGGAAACACCAGCGUUCUUUUCACCGGAUCGCCCUCGGACAUCGAACGCAAAUACGCCCAUGUACUGGAAGAAGGAGCCACCCCGGUGGCGAGGGCGGCCGCUAGUCGGCUGCAAGGGCCUGGUGCUGUUGUGCUUUUUCGUGUUGCUUGGCGGCGUGGUUCGUGUCGGCUGUGUAUCCGGCUUCAAUAAUGUAGAUGGUGUCAUGUUCGCUGGGAAGCGCGACAAAGUCUGGGUUUAGGGCUGCGGCGAGGGAGAUUGAAGGAAUUAGUAGUAUGUCGGGGCGGUAGUGUAGGUGGCGUCCUGCUGGUUUGCCCUCCUGGUCGGGAAGCAGCCAUGGCGGCAGACGGUUGUCAGCUGCGUAGUCUGGCAGAUCGUCUUUAGACGUGGCGUCCAUUACCAUGUAGCAGCCGCCGCAGUCACCGCGGGAGAUGGCUCGUGCGAUGGUCUGGACUGCAAUGUUGUGUCGUUUAAUGUACAUUGCACGGAGUUGGGGGUUGUGGCAGCCUCCCAGUAUGUGGCCGCCGGAGUCGGGUCCGCGGCAGAGUGGGCAUGGGGCGGGGGUAUCAGGGCCAGCGCGGGGGGCUCGGCGGCCUGUAACUGUGCGGCCAAAGCGGGCUGCGAGUUUGUUGUUCCACAGUUGCCCGUAUAAGUAGUCCAUGCAGCGUUUGGCCUUGCGGUGCCGGCCUGAUUGCAGGUUCAGGGUUCGGGUGCUGGAUUUGAUAUCCAGGUCUGGGAUGGCGUUGGCUACGAAACCAGUGUAGAGGGUUUCGCGGGUGUGGCCUUGGGCGAUGUGCGGGGCUGCGAGCGUGGCGAUGCCGCGGUUGAGGUCAUGCGCGUAGUGUCCUUCGUUCUUCUCUCGUGGCACCCCUUCCACAGUCGGUUUGAUAGUUUUACGUAUCCAGUAGUAUUUACUACGCGGGUCGUUAUCGGACUCCUCGACCAGCCACUCGGCCCCGGGCAUCUCUUCUCCCUUGGCGGUUUUCACCGCCGCCUGAUCUGCGAGUUCAUUGUACGUAAUCCCUGAAUGUGCUUUGACCUUGAGGAGGUUUGUCCUUCGGCCGGCGUGGGAGCGGCGUUUCAGGAGCGCGAGGAUGUUAUCCAGCAGCGCUUUGUGUUUGCUGAAGGUAAGGAGUUGGGGCUGGUUGAUUGUUUUGCGGAUGAGGAAUAGCGACGCAGCGGAGUCGGUGUAAACUGUGAUUUCGGGGAGCGCUUGCACUUCGUCGAGCUUGAGCACUUGGUGUAUGGCCGAGAGCUCGCAUCUUGUUAUGGUGUUGCAGCCGUGUUGUCCAGGGUUGACGUCGAUCUGAUACGUUUGGGACGUGCGGGCAUCGAUCGCUGCGGCCCCCCACGCGCUGGGCUGACCAAGGGCGUCUUUCUGUACUGAGCCAUCGGUGUAGAAGCCUUCGCAGGGAUUGAGGCGUAGGGGUUGGGUGGCCGCGAACGGGGCCAGGGUGGCUGGCGUGGCCGGUACGGGAGGGGGUGUUACUCGGGGGGCUGCCGGGCGGGUGCGGGUCAUCCGGCGGACCUGUUUGGUUACCCACCGUGUGUGGGCCCAGGUGAGUUGGGGCUGCGGUUCGACGGGCAUGCCUGAGAGGUAUAGAGACGUGCCUAGGUCGUCGCGUAUGGACUGGGCAAGUCGGGCUCCGGGUGUAUUGCUGACCAGCACCAGGUCGUGUUUUAAGGUGAUGCCUGCGUCGUUGUGGAUCUGGCCGAGAAGGGCGUGUGUUGCUGUGGCGGAGAUGCUGCCAAGGAGUGUGACUCUGGGGUGGGCGAGGUAUCGUGUGUAUGGCGCGUUGCGUUGGGUGGGGAGGAUGAUCAGCGUGGCAGUGGUUGGCGGGUUGCGGGUGUUUGUAAGGGUUUCGGUGUGUUCGGCCCAUGCCAGUGCCCAUCGUACCGCGUGAGCUCCGUCUUCGGUGUUGGGUUCGGGGUAGGCGACAGCAAUUCCAUCCCAUGGCUGGGAGUACGCGUCAUAGUUGGCCCCAAAGAGCAUGUCUUCUUCAUACAGUGUGUAGUAGGUGGUGGCGGCUUCCGAGACGUUUAGGGGUGAUGCGAAGAGCUCUGUUGUGCUGCCUAUUGCUGUGUGCAGGGUUUGUGUCAAUCCGUCGCACAGAAUGCGUUCCCCUUUUUCGGUGACAGGGUGGGAUUUGGAGCCGCCCCCGGGUUUGUAUCGGAGGAGCAGGCGGGCGAUGGCCGCCGCAAAGCCUCUGCCCUGGUCGUAUUUGGCGUGCGCUUCGGGCCAGGUUGUUUGUGCAUGCUGGUAGCGUUGCCAGAGGAGGUUAAGCCGCUCGGCUCUGAUGGUGCCUAUGCACCGUCCGCGGGGGUCGUAUACAUGCGCCAUGUGAGUGCUGUGUGCCGUGGAGCCAGGGUCGGGGAGGAUACCGAGCUGGAUGGUGUAUGUUUGUGUGGGGCGGAUGUCUCGGCUGGGGUUGCAUGGCUCGACAUUGAUGUCGACGAAUUGGCGCAGAGUGCGUUGCCCUCGUGCGGUGUCGUUGCUGGCAUCUAUCCAUCGGCCCUGUCGCUGGUCAGGGUUUAGGUGUGUGUCGCUAGCGGGGGCCGGGGGGCGGGGGGCCGGGGGGACAGCAAGGCGGGCGUGCAGGGCGUCCAGGAGGUCCUGUUUGUUGUCUUGUGCCUCCAGGGUAGCGGCGGGUUCUUCCAGGUCUUCCCAUUCCACCAGGACGCGAGGUUCAUUACCCGGGGUAAGGAGCCAGGUAAGGCCGCCGGGUUUGGGGCGGUAGCGGUUCCGGGCGUAGAGGGUGAGGGAGCCGGGGGUGAUGACGGUGGGUUCCCACUGGACGCGGUAGUGAGGCGAACCUUUGCUGGUGGUGCGGGCUAUUACGUGCUGCACCCGCUCCUGGUGUCCAUACAGGGUGUUGUUGGUGGUGAGGGCUUUGGUGCGGUAGGUUUCGCUGAAGUGCUUCCAGGUGUCGGACGUGGCGGCCAGGUACGCGUCUUGCUCCUCCUGGUUGAGCUUGUGUCGGUGUGUGAAAGUGGUUGGGGGCGUGGGGCCCAGAAGUAGGUGUCUGAGGUGUGAUUCGGGGUUGGGGGGCUUGGAUCGGCCGAUGAGGCUGGGGGCGAUGUCGAGCAGGUCUGCGCAGUGUGCGUCGGUAAGUGGGUCAAGCGCGGGGUCCCAGUCGAACGCUU